UGUACUCUACACUCAAGAGACACAGUAUAUUUCAACAACUUUAUUGCAAACCGUUAAGUAACAACGUAAGUUAAAUCGCCAGUAUGCUACAUGUUAUAACGCAGGAACAGGAAAAGGGGGUGAGAGUGUCAUUGUACUCGCAAUAUUGGUUGCUAUGGUUAUAAUUCAUAAUAUAAUCAUAACCAUAUCAGCCAAAUAAAGUAUUUCCAUAUAAAGAUAUGAAAACACGAACUGUCUAUAUGAAAAGCGAGAAGACCACAUAUAUGGGAUGGGCACACGGUAUCAGGAGACUGUCCGCAUAAAGAGUUUACAUCUAGGUCAUUCUUUAGCUUUUCUACAGAAUUCUUCACUGCGUAGAAUUUGUAGAUCAGCCUAAAUAAAAAUUCCUUGAACAAGGACCAAAACUUUAUUAUUGUCAUUAUUGCUAAGAGAGACACGUGCAGAACACGCCCAUGUCAUUGACGUCAGAGUUCGCGACGCGGCAAAAUUGAGGAGUCCGAGAAGUUGAAGAGUUUAAGUGGGUGGGGAAAUUAAAACAUAACGGUAACAAUGCGUCCCUCCUCUGUUUACUAAGCCGUUUUAACUACGAUGAAAGCCGCUUUCCGUGUAUAAAGGCAGACGAGCCUCAUGUAAUCCUGCUAACACUAAAGAAACCCGGGUUUUGAACACUUUUCUUAGCUACCGCAUUUAAAGAGACAGCGCAGGGGCUUUCGAAAAGCAUCAUGGCGGACUCCAGCACCAAUGGCCUCACAUCUCUCGCCCGGGCUUUGUCACAACCAUCUCUGGAUCUGAUAGAAGUUAAUGAUGUUUCCCCUCCACGAAGUCUUCAGCUUCAUGCAGGACGAAGGAGAAAGUUGUCCAGUUGCAACUCGAUUGAGAGCGCCGACCUGGUAACCUCACCUUGCGCCGCGGAGGCGCGGGUCCUCGUUAUCAAUACUGGAGGAACUAUCGGCAUGACUCUUCAUGACGACGUUCUUGCCCCACAAGCCAAUGCUUUUGUGAAGAGCCUGCGUAAGCUGCCCAUCCUCCAUGAUGAGACGUAUGCUUACCAGACCCGCAUGUAUGAGUACUAUGGAUCUGACACCUUGGUCCUGCCAGUAAGUAAACAAAAUAAGAGGAUAGUCUACACUAUCUUGGAGUACAAUCCUUUAUUGGACUCUUCCAAUAUGACCACAGAUGACUGGGGUAGAAUUGGAAAGGACAUUGAGAGAAACUAUGAAAGCUACGAUGGUUUUGUGAUUCUUCAUGGCACAGACACUAUGGCUUACACAGCCUCUGCCCUGUCCUUUAUGUGUGAGCAUUUGGGCAAACCGAUCAUUCUCACGGGCUCACAGGUACCCAUCUAUGAGAUGAGGAAUGAUGGCAGAGACAAUCUACUUGGGGCAUUACUAAUUGCUGGACAAUUUGUCAUUCCUGAGGUGUGCCUGUAUUUCUACAACAAACUCUACAGAGGGAAUCGUGUGACCAAAGUGGAUGCUGGGAGCUUCAAUGCAUUCUCAUCUCCUAACUUGGCCCCCUUGGCCACUGCUGAAGUGGAUAUUGCAAUCAACUGGGAUACAGUGUGGAGGGCAAACACCACAGCAAAGUUUCAAGUCAAGACUGAGCUGAACCGCAACGUAGGCCUGCUUAGGCUAUUCCCAGGAAUCACUGCGUCUACUGUAAAGGCUUUCCUGCAGCCACCCAUGCAAGGAGUGGUCCUGGAAACCUACGGCAGCGGAAAUGCCCCCGAUAACCGCCCUGAUCUCCUGGAACAGUUAAAGAAAGCCACUGAUGCCGGUGUCAUCAUCAUCAACUGCACGCAGUGUCUGAGGGGGUCGGUGUCUACAUCCUACGCCACCGGCAAGGUCUUGAUAGAAGCCGGCCUGAUAGCAGGAGGCGACAUGACUCCAGAGGCUGCACUGUCAAAACUGUCCUACGUAUUGGCCAAGAAGGAGCUUGAUCUGGAGGCGAAGAAAAAGAUGAUGGCAGAGAACCUGCGAGGUGAAAUGAUCGCUGACUUGGCAGGAGCCAAACUGUGCCUGAGUGACAGCCGUUUCAUCCAAGUCAUUGCCAAGUCUCUAAGCGUCAGCUGCAAAGAGGAGCUGGAAGCCAUCCGAGAUGCUCUGACUCCCACGCUGGCAUGCGCCGCUGCUAAGAUCGGUGACAUUGAGGCCUUAAAAGCCCUAAAAGAAAUGGGCAGUAACUUAUGUCUGGGGGACUACGAUGGACGCACACCCCUUCAUGUUGCUGCCUGUGAGGGCCACCUCAAAAUGGUGCAGUACCUACUGAGUCAUGGAGCUUCAGUCCACGCUAAAGAUCGCUAUGGCGACACACCCCUAUGCAAUGCUGUGCGUUUCAGACACAAGGAAGUUGUGAAGCUGCUGAGAAAGACCGGAGCUCAUUUCUCCAGACAUGAGUUGGAGGAAGCAGGAACUGAAAUGUGCAGCCUGGCAGCCAAUGGUGACCUGGAUGGUCUGGAAAUCUGGAGCCUUGCCGGAGCAGACUUAAAUCAACCAGGCUAUGAUGGGCAGACUGCAAUUCAAGUGGCCCAAGCUAUCGGCAAAAAGGAUGUGGUAGCAUUUUUGCUCCGACUCAUGAGCAAAAAAUCAAAGAAAGUAUUGGGUGAAUUUAAUGAUGAUGAUGAUGAUGAUUAUGAUGAUGAGGAGGAGGAGAGCGGAGUGAUCCAAUUCAAGGCUACCCCACCGGCACUUUGAGCUGACGCUACCUGAACCAACAAGAACUGUCCUCUGUUGGCAUCCAUUUAACUGCCGAGGCGUUCUCUGCACAAUGUCCGGCUACUUUUCACAAAAUUGCUCUCUUCUUGAAUGUCAUCUGAUUGCAUGUGUUCUUCAAAGCCAUCGCUGCUGCAGUCUUCCUCUCCAAAAAUAUUAAUAACACAAAAGAUUGUGUAACCGCUGAGGGCAUGAAGGGCCCAGAGAAAAUAAGUGGAUGUAUGUACAUGAAGUUGUUGCAGACUUGUCUGUGUAUAAGGAAACUGGUUACAGUGCUGAUUGUUUUAAUCAAAUGUUUUAUUUCUAUGUAUGUAGUAAAUGUGAUGUCCAUUUAGGGAAUUAUGCCAUUUCAGCAGAACCUAUAUAUACACACGAACAUUACAAUAUAAAGUAGUAUUUUCUCCUUGUGUAGCAAUAUAUGUGUCAUAGCAUAAUAUCUGGACGUACAGGGUACAUUCACAGAUUUUUAUGCUGUUUCUUUUAUAGUGACAUGCUGCAAAGUCUCAGUUCAAAUGAUUCUAGGGAUUUUUUUCCAUUUUAUUUUAUUUUAUUUUAUUUUGGAUGGUGUCCACUUGUACUACCCGUGCAUUUCAGCCAAAGUAUACCUCUGCUCCCAGAGCUUUUCAUUUCCCCCUGCUACAACAGGUAUUUCAGAAACCUGCAGUUUAAACCUUUGCAACUCAUCUAGCGUGUUUCUUGUUCUGAUUGUUGAGCCUGAAGUGUCACAUAUCUCUUUCUUUGAGAUGGAAAGGGGAAAUCCAGAGUAUUGUGUGAGACAUAAAUGCUUUAAAGUGUCACGGUUUCUGUUUUCCUUAAUGUGUUUUAAAUGUCUUUUCGCAUUCUUUACGUUUGUGAUCACAAAUGAAUGACAUUUACUUAUUCGUUACUUUAGUUAAACAUGAGUAAAUGUUAAACAUUGCUACUCCUGUUUGGUAUUAACUUUACUGAAAACCAAUCUGUGAUUACAUGUGUGUGCAUAUACAUCUUAGUUAUUUUUAAUGUAUCCUGUUGUUUCCAGUGCUGCUGUUGCCUCUGCUGUCUGCUGCUGCAAAUCAGAAACUCUGGGAGAUUUAGUUUGUUCUGUGGAUGAAAAAAGAGGCAGAAAUAAAUUUCUUCUUUCAGAGAAAUGUCUCCUGUGAUCGCUCCCAUGUUGCACAAAAAAAAUAAAUAAAUACAAAAAAACACA
This is a messenger RNA of Pelmatolapia mariae (spotted tilapia), 3897 nucleotides long. It is a transcript of the gene aspg, whose product is annotated as asparaginase homolog (S. cerevisiae). NCBI's taxonomy places the organism in Eukaryota, Metazoa, Chordata, Actinopteri, Cichliformes, Cichlidae. Gene Ontology annotation, biological process: amino acid metabolic process. The transcript is spliced from 17 exons. Gene Ontology annotation, molecular function: protein binding; asparaginase activity. Bases 723 to 2693 code for a protein of 656 amino acids. The record is from RefSeq and is a predicted model, not a curated record.